Molecule: messenger RNA, 1118 nt
Organism: Hibiscus syriacus
Lineage: Eukaryota; Viridiplantae; Streptophyta; Magnoliopsida; Malvales; Malvaceae
Product: protein FANTASTIC FOUR 3-like
Exons: 1
Coding region: 50-1018 (322 amino acids)
Source: RefSeq, a predicted model, not a curated record
UCAUUACCUCAUCUCCCAACACUUUCAAGUUUGUGUUCUCCUCUGUAUUAUGGCGACAAUCGUUUGCCACCACCACCACCACCGAGGCUUACAGUCGUGUCUCGAGUCGCACACGGUCGAGCCGAGAGCUUUGAGGCUAAUGUUAUCUCCGUCGAUACCCCAUUUCUCCCCGUCGUCUCUCGAAUUGGUCGGUAAGUCAUUUUCCAUUAAUCCGAGUCCUGAACCGGGUGGUUGGAAUUUACUCCAAGCUCUGUUCGAUGGCCCUCGACCGUCGAAAGAGAUCGAAGGGAAUGAAAAUACUUAUGUUCGCCCUUCGAGUGAUAAAAACUUGGAGUUGUGCACUGAGAAUUUGGGCAGUGAGACAGGUAGUGAUGAUGUCCUCGGAGACGACGACGACAUUUUCUCGUCGUCUUCUUCAUCUCGUUUAACACGAAAACAACAUGAGUCGCGGCGAGCAUUAGGAUGUAAGAAAGUUAUCGGUGGCGAUUUCCCGCCUCCGCUGAUGACGAUAAGCGGAUCGGAAUCGAUUCGAGUUUGUCCUCACCGCGAAAACGGAAGAUUGGUAAUGAAAGCCGAGAAGGCCCCAUCUUACAACUCUAUCUUCCGAGCUGAACGAAGCAAUGGCCGCCUUCGGCUCUCCAUUUUCAAAGAUUCCACUUCGAGUAUUGACUAUAAAGAAGAAACAACAACCGGCAAUGAAAAUGACAACAAGGACAACAACACUAAUAAUAACGAGGAAGAAGAAUUCGAAAAUGAUAGAAACGCCAUAGCCGAUGAAGACGAAUUCGAGAACAAAGAAGAACCGGGGACGACAAAGAUCGAACGGAGGGAAGGCCGAGGAGGCGGCAACGGCGCGGAGGGAGGCGCAAAGGAGGUGAACAUGAAGAACAAAGGAUGGUUAAAUUGGGUGGCUACAUCCAUAGUUUUGUUCUGGAUUUGCCUGUAUGAUAUAAUCAAAUUUCCCUCACGAUUCUUACUUUGUUUAUGUUCUUGUUUUAUUUUUUGGAGGGUCUAUUGAAUUCCUAUGUUUCAUCUUUUAAGGAAUGUUGUUUGUGGUAGGUCGGCGGUUAUUACCGUUAUUCCAGUUCUGUUUCUUACAUAUAAAAACAUAAACUUCA